AUGUCAUCUGCUCUGAAAGAGUCGGUCCCAAGAGACAAGUGGUGGGAGUGGAGAUGGUUCUCACCAGAUGAUACGAAGGAGGAGAGGCGCCUCAUCACGAAAAUUGACCUUCUCUUGGUGCCUUACUCGGUCCUCGGCUACUGGGUCAAAUAUGUCGACCAAUCCAACUUGAAUAAUGCCUACGUCGCUGGUAUGAAGGAAGAUCUCGGUUUUUAUGGAAACGAGCUUGUUCAGCUCCAGACGCUGUUCACUCUUGGAUCGGUCUUAGGCCAGAUCCCUUUCUUACUCUUCUACUCUCAAGACAGCAUCGUUGACUUUGGCCUAGGCUCUUGGUAUCGGGGCCAUGAAAUUGCUCGUCGCGGCGGCAUCUUCUACACCGGUCUCGCUGCUGGCACAUUGACAGCCGGCCUCAUCCAAGCCGGCGCAUCAAGCUCACUCGAAGGAGUCCACGGCAUGGAAGGCUGGCGAUGGAUGUACAUCAUCUGUGCCCUCAUCACCAUCCCCGUCGGCAUCUUCGGCUUCUUCGUGAUCCCCGGCACCAUCGAUCAGCCCAACAGGUGGUGCGUCAACGACAAAGACAUCGAGACCGCCCGCGAACGCCUCGAGAAGCACGGCCACGUCCUGCACGGAAAAAUGAAGUUUGGCCACAUCAAGCGUACCCUCCUCGGCUUCCGCUUCUGGCUCGUCAUCACGACCGACGUCCUCUUCUGGAACGCGGGCAUCCAUAAGAACACGGGCUCUUACCUACUCUGGAUCAAGAGUCUUGGACGGUACAGCGCUGCUCGUAUCAACGAGCUGGGUACAAUCUCCCCCGCGCUGGGGAUCGCGUACACGCUCAUCGCUUGUUUCGCUUCGGAUAUGUUCCUCGGCCCGGCCUGGUCGAUCACAAUCUGUUCGGUCCUCAACGCCAUAGGUCUCAUCUUCCUGACGAUAUGGACUGUUCCCGAAGGUGGUCUUUGGUUCGGAUUCGCGACCAUGUAUUGGUCGAAUGCUCUGUCCUCUGUCUUCCACGGAUGGGUCAACAACCUGCUGCGAGACAGCCCCGAGGAACGAAGCUUUACUCUGGUUCUCAUUAACUUGCUAUCGCAAAGCUCGACGGCGUGGACGCCCUUGCUCACGUUUCCGACGGUGGAGUCGCCGAGGUACAGGAAGGGCUUCUCGUUCUGUUUAGGAUGCGCAAUCGCGUUGAUAAUGUUCACCUGGAUCAUGCACUACUAUUUGAAAAGGGAUAAGAAGCACGACACUGGGUCCACUGACGAGGAGACGAGCACCCAGUCCGAAGUUGGCGAGGCGUCUUCAGUGGAAUUGAAAGCCAAAAGCAACUCGGACGCCAAGGAAGACGAUCAGGUUGCUGUGAGUGUCAAUAAGGAGACGGGCGAUGACAGGAUCACAGCGAUUUGA
Colletotrichum fioriniae is the source of this 1401-nucleotide messenger RNA. Lineage: Eukaryota; Fungi; Ascomycota; Sordariomycetes; Glomerellales; Glomerellaceae. The record is from RefSeq and is a predicted model, not a curated record.